AUGGCGACGGCGUCUAAGCCAGAAAGCCUAGGCGGUCAAGGGGAUCUGGAUGGGGAUUCCUGCACCCUGGGGGAGUUUGUGGACAGUUUCAACAUCCCCCAGACUGUGGCUGCCACACGACCGUUCCGUUACAAGUUGCCCUCGGGUAACCCUGUGUCUAUACAGACAGGUGACGUUAUACUGUUGCGGACUGUGCUUACGGGCAGCGUGACUUUGUCCUAUUUCGACCCUGACACGGCUUACAUCAGAGAUGUCCACCUUCCCAUAAACUUCCCUGGCAAGUUUGUUGUUAUGAAUGGUAAACUUGACACGGAUAGCUUUUCUGGGAGUACACGGAGACCCCCAUCACCCUCGAGGCAUUCCUCGGACCCAGGGUGUCACGAAAAGCCGCAAGCGGACUUGACCGAAAACCCGUACGAGAACUACGUCGGGAAAAUGUACCCGAGAGUACAAGACCUCAUUACAGAUUGCCCACCCUUCUUCAAAUCCACAGAAAACUUCACUGACCCCAUUGACCCCAGCGUUUGUUUCAAGGCUGGAGAUCGUUUCAGGACUGUAAAGCUCACGACAGACGCCAGCGGAAGGAAGUAUUUAGAAUGCAAACAUAUGAAUGGCAAGCUCAUGAGACUCCCAGUGUACUGCAAAGGCCAGUUCCAAGCGCUCCAAGACAAAUGUUUCUACACCUUGUCAGAAUUGAUAUCCAUGGCACCCAUUGCUCGGCGACUGCAACUGGCCCGGGAUUCUCUAAACGGGAUGUAUCCAAUUCCUGGUAUUCGAAGGGAUUAUAUUGGGGACAUUUACAUGCACACACCGGUGAGUUAUGUCCAGGUUUCACCAUGGAAACAGCUCGAGGUGACGUGGAAUUUACCCAGUGAUUUGCCUCUAAGGAUAAAGCACUACGCCGUGGAGGAAUACGAGACUCCUAUUUCUCAUUUCGCGGCAAACCGUUACACCUUGACUCAGUUCCGCAUCGCGUACGAAGACAACUUUCCAGUGACAGCUUGUAUUCAGACUUACACUGACAAACCGAAAGUUUUUGCUAAGUAUCUGCAGCAAAGAUCUCCGAUUGUUUGCGUCCACAAAUUUGACAAAGUGGAAAAGAUUUUAGCCAAAUGCGAAGAGGACCAUUAUGUGCUGUCACCGACUUUGCCAGUGAAGUGCACUGCGGUGUGUCGAAAAUUUUACUGUAUUAGCGAUCUAUUGAAAACUCGACCAGGUACCAAAGUGACUGUGAGGGAAGACGUCGCAUGCGAUGCACCUUCGCCAUUUUGUUUGCAUUCGGGCGACGUGCUUAGUAUUUCCUCGAGGACAUCAUACACAGUGGUAAAUGUGAACUACAAGUGGAACAACAGCAGCCAUCAAGUCAGUGUCCUUAAAUGUGACAGGCUGCUGAGUGGUAAGAAAGGUUGCCAGAAAGUCAAAAUUCCUCUCGACCUGGAGGUUGAAAUGGACGAAGUGCUGGACGGCGGGAGAGAUAAAGCCAUGGUUUUCGCGGAGUUCCUCCAAAGCAAGCCAGAAUUUCCUGUCACCAUUGAGUUCGGUGAGGGUGAGGCCGAUUGUCCACGGGAACUGCCCCGUAAACUCACCCUUUGUUGCUCUAUAAGAGAUUCCUGUCUUUAUGUAUCUCGCAGACCUCAAAGAAUGAGCCACAAGAAGAAUCUGUCCGAUCAAGACGAAAAAGCCAUUCUGGAGGUUCCAGAGAGACACUUGGCGAUGCUGUCUUUUGAACAGUUCUUAAGCAUAGAGGAGGCAUGUAUAGCUGAUAGACCGACUGUUCGCUGUGAGGUAGAACCUAUUUCUAGUCGCAUUUUCACCGAGAUGGAAAGUGAAGACAGAUCGUAUGAAACAAUAGGUGGACACAGCCUUGCUCUGCCAAAGAAAAUACCAUACAGAAGAAAAGCUCCAAAGUCUCGGACGAACACCUUAGUAUCGUUUUCAGCUCUCAGUAAGUCUCUACCCAGUCUGACCUCGCUGUUACAGCACAAGAAAAGCAAGCUGACUUCCGCCGCGACAGAAAUCGAUAUCCAGACCAUGGAUUCUAGCUCCGGCACUCAGGAUCUAGAGGAAAAUCUGUACGAGGAUGUAAUCAUUGGAGUUAGUCCUAGCGUUACCAGGACCAAUCAGACAGAUCUGAGCAGGUCAACUCUGCCCCAACUCCAGAAUAAAGAAAAGAAAUCCUCAAGGCUGUCUCUUUUCAAGAAGAAAUCUACGGACAUGUGAAGUCUCGAGAUAACGCAAGAAUCGCGUGGAUCCGGUUUCAUGAAACAUACUUAGUGUUAAGUAGCCCUUAGCUAAGUAUACUUAAUAUCUCUACAACACAUGUCGUCAUAGUAGUUAAGGGCAAUCUAAGUCAACUCCAUGAAACCGGCCCCAGAAUUCUCCACCAUAUUGCUCUAUUUCUAGUAGAUGUGAGACAAAGUUCACAAAUCUGGCUCUCGCUGCUUCGACUCUGGCUUUAAGUUAGGAUAUUCGUCAGGAACCGCCAGGGCGGUGCAUAAUUAAUCCAUAAUUAAUCCAUAAUAGCACAUCCAUUUCCUCCACCCAUAAACCUGACUAAUUAAACACAGCGUCAAAUUCAAACAUAAAGCAUACUAUACUCUUGAUUGGUGUUUUACGCCUUACUCAAGUAAUGUAUACUUGCGAAAUGUACUUGCUGGUUGGUAAAAUUUUGUUGACAGAGCAGUUUUGAUGUGGCUGGUGUAAUUAUUAGCCUUUCUGUAAUUUGACACCCUUGCUUAUUCAAGUAAAAGCCUUUUUGUGUACACCUUGUUUGUGCUUUGGGUGUGAGGAGUUUGGCCCUGUUGUUGGUUUUAGCAUCAGCUCCUCGUUAGGCGAACAUGCCUUCCUUAUACUCACAGCUCCUUGUACAAUGUUUUGACUUUUAUAUACUCUCCUUCUGAUCUGUGGAAUAUUUUGAGUCAGUCGGCUUCCCUGCAAACUCUCCUUGUAACAAGUCAUUGUCAGUGCUCUCCUCCAUUUCAGUCAGAUUCCUCCUACAAAUUUGUGCUUGCUUGUGAAAAGUUGUGGGAAAUGUUUCACAUUCAAAUUCUCCAUGUGUUUGCAAAGUAAGUUUUACCUUGGAAGUUUUACUGUUGGUCAAGAUGGCCUAGCUUGGUGUUUAUGACAGCUUAACUUAAUACAUUUAAUACCCAAAAAUAAUGCAGUUGAAUGUAGCCAUAUUGUUGAUAUACAUUGUGCGUAGUAAUUUACAACUAUUUACAUGAUAAUGAAUGAAUUCUUAGUCACAUUUUUAUGUGCAGUGGUCAUAAUUAUAUAGCAGUAUUACUGUAUAUUGCGUUACAUCCCUCCCAUAUCGUUCUAAGUGUAUUUCAUGAAGAGAUCACUGUGAACAGGUGUAAUGUCGAUUUACUUGCCCUACACUUUGGUCAGUAUUAAAGAAGUUUAGAAAUAUUUUCAGUCUGUAUUCGAUGCUGUUGUACGUAUUCCACUGAUCCCUGAAGUAUUUCGAGCCAUGCAUGUAUACCACCCGGCUCAUGUAAACAACUACUCCUUAUUACACUUUAUGUCACUGUUCUCUUGUAAUAUGUUUGUGUUCUAAUAAAUCAGCGUCCUACUUUGAUAUUAUAUGUCGUUGCUCUUGUACAAACAUUGACUCAAACAUUUUGAGUCAUUGCUGUCCUGUCGACUGAUCAGUGCGACUUUAUUUCUCCAAUAUUUAUUUCUCCGUUAGCUCAUCACGGAUCAGUUUUGCGGGCAUCCAGAAUGGUUAUUCGUAUUGAAAUGAAAGAACAUGCGACAUGUUUUGCUUCUGUAUUAUUCCAGAAGGCUUGCUUUUCUGCAUACUGUUCCUUACAACAGUUUGCCGUCCUAUAAGAAUGUAGGACUCCCCCCCCCCCCACCCCCU
This is a messenger RNA of Liolophura sinensis, 3865 nucleotides long. RefSeq lists its product as uncharacterized. Gene Ontology annotation, biological process: T cell receptor signaling pathway. The record is from RefSeq and is a predicted model, not a curated record. Bases 1 to 2220 code for a protein of 739 amino acids. The transcript has 4 exons. Gene Ontology annotation, cellular component: nucleus; cytoplasm. NCBI's taxonomy places the organism in Eukaryota, Metazoa, Mollusca, Polyplacophora, Chitonida, Chitonidae.